Messenger RNA from Hermetia illucens (black soldier fly), 958 nucleotides. RefSeq names its product DAZ-associated protein 2. The record is from RefSeq and is a predicted model, not a curated record. The coding region runs from base 142 to 666 and encodes 174 amino acids. NCBI's taxonomy places the organism in Eukaryota, Metazoa, Arthropoda, Insecta, Diptera, Stratiomyidae. The transcript is spliced from 5 exons.
AACAACCAACUACUUGCCACCAUUCGAAAGCAACAUUAACAAUCUAAUGCAUAUUUGACAUUGCGCAGAGUCUUGGACUGGUCCGAAGCACGUAAACAGCCUGGUCGUGACUCAACUGGAAGUGUUGACUUGGGGGAGAAAAUGUCAGAAAAGAAAGUUCCGCCCGUGAAUUACCCGCAGGUUCCGUCUGCACCCAUGGAGUUCUCGAAUUAUGGAUUUCCAGGCAAUAGAGGUCCACCACCAUCUUACGAAGAAAGUCAAAAGAAUAUGUACCCUCAACAUCCGCCCCCAGCGUAUCCGCAGGGAUCCCAAUUCGGGGGCUACCCUUCAGCUCCAAGUUACGCCCCGGGACCAUCCGCGGGCGGGGCUCCGUACAUGCCAUACUACAAUCAAGCGCAAGGCUUCCCCGUAAACAAUGCCCAUAUGCAUAACUUCCAGCAAACGCCUCAACAGCGCCAAUUCGGUGUUGUGUAUAGUAACAUGCAGCCCCAGAAUAGUGGUCAACCAUCAGUAGAGUUCGAUUCUGGUGCCAGAUUUAAGGGGAAAGGUGCUGGGUCGAUAUCAGUGCCUCCUCCCCCUCCAGGUUACUUGCCGACACCUGCACAACUCGCCGCGAUGCAAGGACAGCCGGUGAUGCUGAAAAAGAAGAAAAAUUCCUUCUUUUAAUCAGCGACAUAGACCACAGGCUCGCGGGCUUGCGAUAUCUUCAAUGUUAAAAACGAUAUAAUUCAUAAUAAAUGUUGAUCAUUAAACGCUUUUUGGCGUGCAUGGUUUAUCGUCAGGAAACACGAACCAUGAGUAGCGCAAGGUUUUCAUGAUGUUAGAUGGCCAAUAGGUUGGAGCCGUUAUUUCUACCCAUGUUGAAUUUUGUUAAGACGUUUAGAUAAGGUAAUAUAAAUAGGAAGCUGUUAAGAAAUUAUACUGGUUUCGAGAGAUUAAUAUACUUUUUCCAAUUCGA